CUGAACAUCUACAAAUAUGGAGACGAUCUCGACAACCCACCUGAAGGCCUCUCCGUUAAAGUGGAAGAUCCUGACGAUAAAGACCAUCUCUAAUGUCUGUCAUUCUCUCCAGCCACUCCUGUGUUUUAUUUGGAGACAAAAAAAAAAAAUGUGGGCUGUCGUGUGACUGAGAAACCAGAAAGCACAAAGUCCUCUGUCCUGAAGACUCUUCCAUCUUGGGAAACUUACUGACUGAUACCUGGGUCUCCUUCCAUAAAUGUUAAAUAAAUGUGUCAUGAUGUCUUCAACACAUUAGAAGAUUAUAGGUUUUUUUUUUUUCCUUUUCCUCUUUCUUCCACCCGUGUUUUUUCUCCAGUGUGGUCACCUGCUAGUAUCCACCCACUAGCCAGGUCUUUCUAACCAUGUGAGUGAAGGCUAACAUGUACUUCCUCCAAGACAUGUAAAGCCAUCAAACUCCUCUUUUUCAACUGAAGCUCAUGCUGUGUGUAAAUGACUCUUAUUGAUGGUAUAUAAGCAAGUUAACUACUUCCUGUAAGUUUUAUUUUUGUUAGUGCCUUUUACGUUUUCGGUUCUUUUAUUUUGAAGCCCUUCUGGCGUACACUCAUCUGAGAGUCAGCAACUUGCCCAUAGGUGUUCACACGUGAACUGCAGCUAAUUGAAGAGUGUACGGAAGGAAAAGGUGUUUUGAAGACGUUGCCUUGCAAUGUAAAGUUUCAUUAUGGAUAAUUAAGCGCCUAGCUGGAAAUGGGAACAAGGUAUUGUUUCAACUUGUUUUAUGACUGAUUGCUGUGACGUGUUAUCCUAAUUAACUGCUGAAAGGGUGUUUACAUAUAUCGUUGUUGUAUUAGCCAUGCUAAGGUUAGCUUAUGCAAAAGGGUGCUAUAUGGAUAAGCUGUAACGUCGUGUUAAUGCUGGUUUUCUAGCUUUUCAUGUGCUUUGACCGAUUUUAUAUGUGAGUGAAUAUUUGAUAAAUGUCCACAUGUGUGGUUAACUGGCAUUAUGGAAAUGUUUGCUUGUGAGAGCUCAUUUUUUUUAUUUAUCCAUCUGCAGCUCUUAUGGUGUUUGUGAAGAAAGGUUGUGAAGGAAAGGAAGUAUAUUUGUGUGCAAAUUAAGGAUGACGACUGAACAUAAUAAAUGCUUCUUGAAACAUCAGUAAGCUUCAUCAUUGUCUGGCUGGGGUUCGCUAUAGUAAGAGCUUGCCCUCAUCGAUCUGACGACUUGCUGCCAUUAUGACGGGCCAUGAUGGAGGGUCUUCUUGGCGUGCCUGCUGCUGCUACUACUUCGCCAUGUGCUGUCUACAUGGAUUCAUCAUGAACAUGUCCCGACGUGUCAGCACAUGAUCCACUUCGGCAAUCCAGGCAGCGGUUUCAUGGAUUCGACGCAAUGGUCAAGUACGGUCACAUUCACUGACACUGAAGCAGAACUGUGAGUACACACCUAUACAGUAUUACAGUCUACAGACUGCAACAAGGUGAGCUCCACAUGAACAGCCCUUUUAGACUGAACCAGUGAACUUUUCAUACUCAUCUUCUCAUCUACAGCAAAGGAGAGAAACUGUUGCUUACACUCACACAUGAACACGUUCACAUAGACUCUUUUAUUAAAGACAUUUCAUAUUUUUUGCAUACCAAGUACUUUGAGAAGUGUGUUCAUUACAGUACUUACCUGGACAUUUCCAGUUGUUUGAGUGUCUGCACGUUAAUGCAGCUCUGCUAGUUGUUCAUGCUCAUAUUCUGAUUUUUGCAUUUCAAGUACUUUUAAGGUUUGCCUUUAUUGUAAUACUUACCUGGAUAUCUACAGCAACUUUGUUUAUUGCAAAGGUUCGAUCAUACUUGUUAAGAGGUUUCUUCUGACUUAAUAAUUUCAAAUUGAGUUGAUAAUGUCAAAGUCAGGUAGCUUCAAGGAGACAGAGGAGCAGAUGCCUGGUUCCCAGCACAAAGUUCAAGACUUCCAGAGUGAGCUCCACUCAGUGGCAGUUGUAUCUGAGACACCUGGCCUGAAAGAACCUGAAGGGCCUCGACGCUCUGAACAUGCACGGAACCCAACAGAGAAAAUGCGCGCACUACAAGAUGAAGAGGCCAAGAGAAAGGAGAAAUGGCUGCUCUCCAUGUACAAAAAAUGGAAGCUCGACAUGUGCAAAGCAAGAGAUCAGCUGAAGACAUACAUGUCAGAGAGUGAGCUCUGGCCUCUCAUUGAAGAGCUUAAGAAAGUGAAGGAAGACAUAAUGAACCUGUAUUUUGGAAUUCGAGAUCUUGCCACACCUUCCACCGGCGUGAGAAGAAGAGUUGACACUUGCGAAUCAGUUACCACAGAAAUCGUCACCAUUGCCUACGGCAGAGCAAUAGACGAAGAAGGUGAGUUUAAUGAGGACAUGGAAAGACGCCGCCUUCAUGAACUGCUCCACCGUGACUAUGCAAAGUCUGUCUAUGGAUCUGCUGCUUCCUUGACAAGUCACAGCAAGUCUGACCAACACUCCACAGCUUUGUCCAUGGCAGCCAAGCGUGCAGAUGCAGCUGCAGAGCUAGCAGUGAAGGAAGCAAAUUAUGAAAUGAUGGAGGCAGAAGAAAGACAAACAGAAGUCAUCAGAGAGUUAGAGGAACAACAGCAGAAGGCUCUGGAGGCACAAAGGCAUGAGUUGGAGUGAUUGCAGGCAGUGAAGGAAGUGCGGGCAGCUCAAGCUAAGCUAAAGGUAUACGAUAAAAGAGUCGGAACACGAAGCUGCUGAUUGCAUUAAUGAUGAAAGGAACAAGGAAACAGUGUGCGCCUGUAACUGCAGUCCCUCUAUCAUGUUGCAACACCCCCUCACACAGAUUUUUUUCCCCUCUUGUUCGGGUCUUUCAAGACAGCAUAGCCUUAAAUAGGCUCCCUGUUCCAGAGCCAUUUGUCUUCAAUGGUGAUGCAAUACGGUUCAUUGAAUGGAAAGCAGCGUUUACCUCACUCAUUGACCAAAGAGCAAUCACACCAGUUGAAAAACUCUAUCUGAAGAAACACGUUGGUGGUCCAGCAUGCCAGGUGCUAGAAGGCACUUUCUUCCGGAAUGAUGAUGAUAGCCUAUCAGGAAGCCUGGAACAAGCUGAAUCGUCGCUUUGGCCAGCCAUUUGCCAUUCAGCGAGCAUUCAGAGAGAAGCUUACCAAUUGGCCAAGGAUUCAACCUACGGAUGUUCAAGGACUCAAACUUCUCAGAUUUUCUGAAUGCCUGUCAAGAUGCCAUGCCUCACGUCAAGGGUCUUGACAUACUAAAUGACUGUGAGGAGAACCAGAAGCUUGCCCACAAACUACCAGACUGGGCAGCUUCACACUGGAACCGACAAGUCACCCAAUGCCUGAACGAGAAGCAAGAAUUUCCAAGUUUCAAGGACUUUGUAACAUUUGUGUCAACUGAAGCUGAGAUUGCCUGCAAUCCAAUUACAUCGCUUCAUGUUCUUCAUUCAUCAGACUCGAACACUGAGAAGAGAAAUCUCAGAGACACAAAGAGAAACAAGGCCAGUGUUCUCACCACUCGCAUAGCUACAGACAACACAAAUCAAAGGUCAGACCAGAGAAGGGCUAAAGCUCCAUGCAUCCUUUAAGAUAACAGACACCAACUUCAUGCAUGUCCCAAGUUCACAGGGAUGUUGUUGGCAGAAUGACAGAACUACGUAAAGGAGAAGAAACUGUUACGGAUGCUUAAAAUCUGGACACGGUGCAAAAGACUGUCGUCAUAGUCACUGCUGCGACAACUGCAAAGGAAGGCAUCCUACAGUCCUCCAUGAUUACAACUAUGGAAAGAGAGGGGGCGCUGCACAGUGGCGACCUGCAGCACAGUUUGUCGGCGUGUUUGAUGUUCAAUGUUUUUGUUCUACGUGACUUAUUUUGAAAAUAACGUAGAUAAGUUCGACCACAGUCAUUGUAGGCCACCAUGAGCCGUAUAUGGACAUUAGUUUUGUUAUUAUUUUUGUUAGCAGUUACCGCGGUGGUGUUCUCAGCAUGCAAACCAGCCGGCGAAUCUGGGGCACAUAUACGCUACAAGAAGGAUUUUCUUUUGCAACUCCGUGAUCGUACACAUGACUGGAUAUCAGAUACAAAUAUAUCUGCAGAGAUUAUAAAGCACAACAUCAGUAGUAGAUUUGGACAGAAGAGGAAACGGGGGAAGCGAGGAGGAACGCGUCUAAAACUCAGAAGGAGGAAUGCAAAAGUGCCACUUCCAACAAUCAUCUUGGCAAACGUCCGUUCGCUCAAGAGGAAAGCGGGCGAGUUGCGAGCAAACACUCGCUACUUGUAUGAAUACCGGGAGGCCCUCAUACUAGCCUUCACCGAAACCUGGCUGAAUGAUGGCGUGUCGGACUCGGAGGUUUGUCCAGAGGGCUUUUCAAUUAUACGAUUAGACCGCUGCAGUGAGACCACGGGCAAGGAGCAAGGAGGAGGGGUGUGUUUUAUGAUUAAUGACCGAUGGUGCAGGACAACGGUGAUAAGGAAAAAAUAUGCACCCCGGAUAUUGAACUUCUGUCGCUGUCCCUCCGACCGUCGUAUUUACCUCGCGAGUUCCCACAAUUAUUUUUGACUAUUGUGUACAUACAUCCAAGAGCAAAUACAGACAAAGCAGCCGACGUCAUUUAUAAUAUCAAUCAGGAGUUUGAUGAGAUUUCCCCUGAUGCACCCAAGUUUGUAAUGGGGGACUUUAAUAACUGUACCCUUAAACGUGCACUCCCCACCUAUUCCCAGUAUGUCACAUGUUCAACAAGGAACAAUAAGGUUAUAGACUUGUGCUAUGGAUCCAUUCCGAAGGCAUAUUCAUCCUGUGCAAAAGCACCCCUGGGUAGCUCAGACCACAAUAUUAUUCUGCUGACACCCACUUAUAAGCAGGUUCUAAAACGAGUCAAACCUACUGUGAAGCAGACUCAGGUUUGGCAGGAGGAUAGUGUGGAGACUCUGAAAGGGUGCUUUGAGUCUACAACAUGGAGCACCUUUGAAAACUCCUCUGCCGACCUGCAUGAGAUGACAGAGGUCAUUUCAGGUUAUAUAGACUUCUGUGUGGAGACACUGAUUCCCAAAAAGACCAGUAGGGUGUACCCAAAUAAUAAACCCUGGGUGACUAAAGAGUUGAAGGGGGUAUUAAACGAGAAAAAGAGGAUAUAUGCUUUGGGAAGUAAACAGGACAUGAAGGAGUUACAAAGAAAAGUUAACAAGGAGAUCUACAAAGCUAAAUGCCAGUACAGAGACAAGGUGCAAGAGAAAUUAAUGGCUGGAGAUUCAAGGGCUGGAUGGACUGGUAUUAAGUUGAUGGCAAAUGCCCCAUACAAGACAAACAAAAGCUCAGAACAACAUACAGAUGAUAGAGCACGCUAUCUGUUGGCCAAUUACUUGAAUGAAUUUUUCACCCGUCAUGAGCAUAUGGCCAGUGGCAGUAAUUCCAUUUUGCUACAGGAUGGGUUACAGGACAAUGGGGCAGUGGGAAUAUUCAACAUUUAAGGAGGAUACAGUGCGGCGGGUGUUUGAGAUGAUCAACAUCCGAAAGAGUCCUGGGCCUGAUAAUAUAGGAGGCAAGGUGCUGAGAUACUGCUCAGCCCAAUUGAGUGGGGUCUUUUGCUACCUUUUCCAACACUCAUUGGAUACUCAGGUGGUACCACGUAUUUGGAAAAAAUCAUACGUGGCCCCCCUUCCCAAAGUCCCUUAUCCAUCUUCUCCCAAGGACUACAGACCCAUUUCCCUCACCUCACUUGUAGUCAAAUCAUUUGAGAGGAUUGUCAAAACCCACAUCAACUCUUGCCAGCAAGCCCUUGACCCAUUACAAUUUGCAUAUAGGCGUGACAGAGGAACAGAUGACGCAAUUGUCACACUUUUGGAUUAUUUGUAUAUGCACUUGGAAGGUUUUAAGACACAUGCUCGUGUCCUUUUUGCUGACUUUUCGUCAGCUUUUAAUACCAUACACCCACACGUUUUAGCUGAAAGAUUAAAAAAAGAAUUCCGCUUUGAUUUUAAAUUAAGUGGACUAUGGACUUUUUGCAGGGCAGAGCACAGCAGGUGAAGGUAGGCAACGUCUUGUCAGAUGUUCGACUUGCCUCUAUUGGAACUCCACAAGGUAGUGUUCUUUCACCCUUGCUGUUUAUUUUGUAUACCGACAGCUGUCGUAGUAGUCACCCUGGUUGCCACAUAAUUAAAUAUGCAGAUGAUACAGCCUUGGUAAGCUUACUGAACCAUAAUGAGGCCACGCAUGGUCCAGCACUGGAGGAAUUUGUCAACUGGUCUGAAAUGUCUAACCUGCAUCUCAGUAUAUCUAAGACGAAAGAGCUGAUCUUUGAUUUCAGACAAAAAGUCUUACCAGCGCCCCCCCUCAGUUAUUGGAGGAGAGGAGAUUGAAGUGGUAAUGGACUAUAAAUAUCUUGGUCUAAUUAUAGACCACAAAUUAUCAUGGGACAGUUGUGCAGAUGCAAUUUAUAAAAAGGGUCAACAGCGUUUGUAUUUCCUAAGGAAACUUAACUUUUUUAAUGUUGACAAUACAAUUAUGACGUUAUUUUACAAGUCUUUUAUUGAAAGUAUUCUUUGCUAUGGUAUUGUAUGCUGGUAUGGUCACUCCAAAGUGACGCACAAAAGUAAACUGGGUAAAAUCAUUAAAACAAGUGGGAAAAUAAUGGGGUGUUAGCAAAAAGAGCUUAAUAACCUUUACCUGGAUAGAUUAGCCAAGAAGGCAGGCAAAGUCUGCACUGACAUUACCCACCCCCUCUCAGUUAAAUUCCAAACACUUCCCUCAGGACGUAGAUACAGAUACCCUAACAUCAGAACAAAUAGAGCAAAGAACUCCUUCAUCCCCAUGGCAAUUAAUCAAUUGAACAAGAUAUGGGAGAUACAUACUUAAAACUACACUCAUAC
Molecule: messenger RNA, 6846 nt
Organism: Neoarius graeffei (lesser salmon catfish)
Lineage: Eukaryota; Metazoa; Chordata; Actinopteri; Siluriformes; Ariidae
Product: histone-lysine N-methyltransferase PRDM7-like
Exons: 2
Coding region: 4429-5448 (339 amino acids)
Cellular component (GO): nucleus
Source: RefSeq, a predicted model, not a curated record